This is a messenger RNA of Sphaerodactylus townsendi, 3178 nucleotides long. RefSeq names its product WT1 transcription factor (gene WT1). Gene Ontology annotation, molecular function: DNA-binding transcription factor activity, RNA polymerase II-specific; RNA polymerase II cis-regulatory region sequence-specific DNA binding. Gene Ontology annotation, biological process: regulation of transcription by RNA polymerase II. Gene Ontology annotation, cellular component: nucleus. Bases 146 to 1411 code for a protein of 421 amino acids. The transcript is spliced from 11 exons. NCBI's taxonomy places the organism in Eukaryota, Metazoa, Chordata, Lepidosauria, Squamata, Sphaerodactylidae. The record is from RefSeq and is a predicted model, not a curated record.
CCCAGCGUCCCCCAAAGGGCUGAGCUCGGCCGCCUGGUGCUUGGAGCCGGCCCGGGCGCAAAGCGCUUGGAACAAGUGCUCGGGGGCGGGCGUCGGGGGCGGCGAGUGGUUCCCUGCCCCGCGGCGGAAGGUCUGCGGCGAGCAGAUGGGCUCGGACGUGCGCGAUUUCAACGCGCUGCUGCAGCCGUCGGGGCCGGCGCUGGCGGGCAACGGCAACUGCCCCAUGCCGGUGAGCAGCGCCGCCGCGCAGUGGGCCCCGGUCCUGGACUUCCCGUCGGGCGCCUCCUACGGCUCGCUGGCCCCGCACUCGGCCUUCAUCAAGCAGGAGCCCACCUGGAGCGCCUCGGAGCCGCACGACGAGCAGUGCCUCAGCGCCUUCACCGUCCACUUCUCGGGCCAGUUCACCGGCACCGGAGCCUGCCGCUACGCGCCCUUCGCGCCCCCGCCGCCGCCGCCGCCGCCGUCCAGCCAGGCGCCCUCCGGCCAGGCGCGGAUGUUCCCCAGCGGCCCGUACCUGCCCAACUGCCUGGAGAGCCAGCAAGCCGCCCUCCGCAACCAAGGUUACGGCACAAUGGCGUUUGAUGGAACUCCAAGUUACGGCCAUACUCCCUCUCACCAUGCAGCACAGUUUGCAAACCACUCCUUUAAACACGAGGAUCCCAUCGGUCAACAGACAUCUCUAGGUGACCAGCAGUAUUCGGUGCCUCCCCCAGUCUAUGGUUGCCACACUCCCACGGACAGCCAGGCCUUACUGCUGAGGACCCCAUACAACAGUGACAAUUUAUAUCAAAUGACCUCACAGCUUGAAUGCAUGACUUGGAAUCAAAUGAACUUGGGAUCUACACUUAAGGGGCACUGUUCAGGAAGCACCAGUGUUGCCCACACAGGGGUGAACUUGUACAGCUGUGGGGCUCAAUAUAGAAUACAUACCCAUGGAGUCUUUAGAGGAUUGCAAGAUAUGCGGAGAGUGCCUGGAGUAGCUCCUACAAUUGUUAGAUCUGCAAGUGAAACAAAUGAGAAAAGACCUUUCAUGUGUACAUACCCUGGCUGUAACAAGCGAUACUUUAAAUUGUCUCACCUGCACAUGCACAGCAGAAAACACACUGGUGAGAAACCAUACCAGUGUGACUUUAAGGAUUGUGAACGAAGGUUCUCUCGUUCAGAUCAACUCAAACGACACCAAAGACGGCACACAGGUGUGAAACCCUUCCAGUGUAAAACCUGUCAGCGAAAGUUCUCCAGAUCUGAUCACCUGAAGACUCACACCAGGACUCAUACAGGUAAAACAAGUGAAAAGCCUUUCAGUUGCCGGUGGCCCAGCUGUCAAAAAAAAUUUGCCCGGUCUGAUGAAUUGGUCCGUCAUCAUAAUAUGCACAACAGGAACAUGACUAAACUUCAACUUACCCUUUAGAUGUUUCACAUUAUAAUAUAUAUUCCUGCAAAUAUUUCAACCAUUGUCUUUCAACUUCUUAGGAAAUCUUCAGGCAUCUUCAUAAUGCAGUUGAGACAAGUUAACUAAAUUGUGGGAUUCUGUUCAGUACCUCUGCAUAGAUUUUUUGAAUUUUCCCAUUCAUGAUUUCAAUUUAUAAUGUUAUUUUAUAAGUACAAGUUUGCUAUACUAUACUUUAAAUAUUACAAUAAUCUUUUUAUAUUUUUCUUUUGUUCAGAAUAUUUUGUACUUUUAUUUUUUACUUGAAAUGUGCAAAUUCAGACGAGUGACAGUACUCAUUCUUAUUCAUCCAUCCAUUAUGAUGAGUAUGUAUGAUAAGUAUGUAUGUAUACUAUAUGCUUACAGCAUACACCAAUUUUCCCAAAUACUGUUGCAGUCCUGUAAGAAUAAUAAGAGGAUUUUGGUAACCUUUGUACUGCCCAAGAGAUUUGAUUUAUUUAUCUUCUAUAUCAAGUUUUUCUAAUAUCUUGCUUGCAGUUUUCAGAACUGUGGACAUUGUUUCUCAUAGAAUAUAUUGGCAUAUGCAUCUGAUUUCUGAGUCUAUACUGGGUUUAUCCUCUGCUUGCAGGAGCUCCUGAUGUGCCUGUAAUCUUCUGAACACCAUGUUGCAUCAUACUUUGUGAAAAAUUCAAACUGAAUACAAUUGACAAGAUUGCCAGUCUUGACUGCAAAGCUGGUAAAGUUAAAUUAAAAACCUCUGUGCUGAAAAAGAGAAUCUUGCUUUGAAGUUAACUUGUUCCUACCUACAGCAUUUACCUAGAGAAACUGUAUAAUAUUCCUAAUUUUUUGUGCAUAAAAUCCUCACACAAAGCAAAGCCAAUAUUAUUGUAGAUGUUCAGGAUUUGUUUAACAAGCUGCCAUGCUGGUUAUGUGGCUAGCAAGAUGUAUAAAAUAAAAUCAAAGCUGAAAUUAUGAAGAGGCUGGUCCAGAAUUUCCAUUAACAUAUGGUUCUUAAAGUAAACAGAUGGUUCUUGUGACUUGAAUAUCUCUUCAUUUACAAUUAUAUGUGCAGAAAGAGAAACCCAAUUUGAGGAACGAUGGUCCAUUCUGCUAAGAACAAAAAAAAUAUCCCGAGGAUGCAAAAAAAAAGGCGUCUUGGGAAGGAACUCUGUACAACCUUUUUUCCAAGAUGUCCUCAGAAUGCCUUAUUUUUGAUUAAGCCAUCCUGUUUUGAAGAUGCUUUAAAGUGCACCUUUCCCCCCUAAGCAGCCUGCAAGAUGUCUCUAGUCUGGCUGUGUAGAAUGCAGAGCUCAGGAUAUGUCUUAUUUUUCCUGCCCAAUUGUUAAAUUCUCUGGUCAGUUUCACCUGUCGCUUGCACCCCACAUUUUGUGCACCGCUGAAAGGAUUCUCCCUGCCUCCAUUUGCUGAAGGUUGCUCCAGGAUGUUUGCUCGGCAGGCUCUGAUCCUGGGUAUCUUUUACAUCUGAAAAGUAUACAGUUAUACUCAACUCUUCCUGCUGAUUCUGGCAAUAUAAAGCUUUCCUUAAGAAUGUUUUUUUUUGUGAGAGCUGUGUUGAAGAUAUGGAGCUAUGCAUAUGAGAAUCUUAGCCACUCAGAGGACUCCCAUCAAAAAGCAUUGGGACUGCAGAGGGAAGAUUCUUAAUGGGCUGUUGAUUUGUCCUCCCUGAUUCCAAUGCUUUUCAGUGUAAGUCCUCCGACUGUCUAAGAUUCUCAUAUGCGUGUCUGCAUAUCUUCAAAUACAGUGUAUUGUCGAAGGCUUUCACAGCCA